GCGCGGGUGAUUGGCUUGGCUGGACCUGAAUGAUGCGGCUGUGAUUGCUGAAUUGUCUGGGCAGGUUUGGAGUCUCUGGCGAGCUCCCCUGACUGUGCAUCCCUCUGGAGACAAAGAGGAGGGGGAGGCCUGUCCUCUCUGGGAUCCAGUGAUCACAUCCCCCUGAGGAGUCCCGAAUGCCUACUUCCAGCGUCGUCAACAUGGAGUUCUGAAGUCCAUGUGGCUCUUCACAGUGAAUCAGGUGACACGUCUCCAAGAGAAUUUGCAUCUCUAUUACUACUUGAUUAAAUGUGAGAGCUGGAAGGAAGUUUUGGUUUGACCACUCCACCCCACCCAUGUAACACAUGGGGAAUCUGAAGCCACAGACAGGUUGCCGAUUUGUCUAGGGUCACAGCAAGUUAGCGGCAGCAUCAACCCAGAAUCCAUGUCUCCUGUCAGUCCGCUGCCCACUUCACUUCAUCCAGCACCUCUUGGCUGCACAGUUUACUGCGUUAUCCUCUCACUUGAGGACUUCCUCCACCUCUGAGUCUCAUCGUCCUCCUCUGUGAAAUGGGGUGAUAGCUUUUCUCAUGGGAUAGAAUGUCACAUUGAGGAUGGAAUGGCAUGAAAGAUUGAAACACACUUUGGAAAAUGCCAGAGAGCACUAGGGGUCUAAGAUACGACUAGUGCAGGUGUUAAGGAAGAUGCAGAGACGCCACAGCAGCAACACGGAUAACAUUCCACCUGAAAGAAACCGCAGCCAGGCGCUCAGCUCCGAGGCGAGUGUGGAUGAAGGUGGCGUCUUUGAGAGUCUGAAGGCAGAGGCGGCCUCCCCACCAGCGCUCUUCCCGGGCUUAUCAGGCAGCCUCCCCACCAGCUCAUUCCCCUCCAGCCUGGUGCUGGGCUCCUCGGCUGGCGGCGGAGACGUGUUCAUCCAGAUGCCCACGUCCAGGGAGGAAGGAGGGGGCCGGGGCGAGGGGGGCGCCUAUCACCACCGCCAGCCCCACCACCACUUCCACCAUGGCGGCCACCGCGGGGGCUCCCUGCUGCAGCACGUGGGUGGGGACCACCGGGGGCACUCGGAGGAGGGAGGCGACGAGCAGCCUGGGACGCCCGCCCCCGCCCUGUCUGAGCUGAAGGCUGUGAUCUGCUGGCUCCAGAAAGGACUCCCCUUCAUCCUGAUCCUCCUGGCCAAACUGUGCUUCCAGCAUAAGCUCGGCAUCGCUGUAUGCAUCGGGAUGGCCAGCACCUUCGCCUAUGCCAACUCUACGCUCCGAGAACAGGUCUCUCUGAAGGAGAAGAGGUCAGUGCUGGUCAUCUUGUGGAUCCUGGCCUUUCUGGCGGGGAACACCCUCUAUGUGCUUUAUACAUUCAGCUCCCAGCAGCUGUACAACAGCCUCAUAUUCUUGAAGCCCAACCUGGAGACGCUGGACUUCUUUGACCUGCUUUGGAUCGUGGGCAUCGCAGACUUUGUUCUGAAGUACAUCACCAUUGCCCUCAAGUGCCUCAUCGUGGCCCUGCCCAAGAUCAUCCUGGCCGUCAAGUCCAAGGGAAAGUUCUAUCUGGUCAUCGAGGAGCUGAGCCAGCUGUUCCGAUCCCUUGUCCCCAUCCAGCUGUGGUACAAAUACAUCAUGGGUGACGACUCCUCCAACAGCUACUUCCUGGGAGGGGUCCUGAUCGUUCUCUACAGCCUCUGCAAGUCCUUCGACAUCUGUGGACGUGUGGGAGGAGUUAGGAAAGCCCUGAAGCUUCUCUGCACCUCUCAGAACUAUGGAGUCCGAGCCACCGGGCAGCAGUGCACAGAAGCCGGUGACAUCUGUGCCAUCUGUCAGGCCGAGUUCCGAGAGCCUCUGAUUCUCCUGUGCCAGGUGCCGGGUGGUGACCUGCAAAUCCAGCCUUGGAGAAUGACCAUCCGAAUCUGCAGCCUGACACCUCACCACUUCGGCUUUGAAAAUGGCAGUGUGUGGUAUCCUGCACAGAGGAAGAAUACCUGCUUAUGUUGGAUUUUUCAAAAAUGAAAGCAAAAAAUAAUCACUGCUCCCUGAAGAGUCUUUGCAGCCAAGUCUCCGUCCAGCACACAUCUUUUUUUAGCCCUUCUAGAAACUUCUAAAAAUAGUAGCUUAUCCUUGGGGAGAAAAAAAUCAGACCUCUGUCAAUCAGUGAGAUGCUGGUGCAUUUCAUUUAAAUGGCCUGCUCCCUCCCCCAACAUCCCCUGGUUAUAAAUCAUCUUUGACCAGAAUGUAGCCAUUUCUUGGCUCUUUAAUCCAUAAAACCUAAACCCUGAAAUCCCCUUGGGGAGUGGAGGAGGCUGUGGGCUGAACUCCGAGGACACUUUUGUGGGGGUGGGGGAAGAUAGCAACCAAGUCAUGCAUGAGGUCAGCUUUCUGCCUCAUAACCGGCAAGCCUCUCAAUGCCAUCCUCCCUCCUUGACCCCAAGGUUUGCUCCAAACCACCUCUGGAUAUUCGUCCUCACGUAGAAAAAGAGAAGAGACUCUCAAGUGGCACUUUUGCAACUUGUCCCUUAAAAAAAAAAAAAAAGAAUCUGAAACAGCAAAAUAGAAAUCUCUCUUGUCCCCUGGCCUUUCAAGUCUGUCAACAGAAUACCACAGCAGCACCAGCAGGAACGCACUUAGCACCAGCAAAAUUUUAAGUGAAGCACCAGAGACACAAAAACCCCAUUUCUCCUGACGUGACAGUGGGAUCUAGCGAUCGACCUAGGUAAGUAUAGAGGGAGAGGCUAGGACGAGUCAAGAAAUGGAGGCAUCCCAGACUGCCCCUACACAAUUGGCCCCAAGUCCUCACUUUUUUUUUUCUAUCAUGCCUUUUGCACUGUUACCUCUUAUUCCACCAGCAUCUAUCCCCAGGCAGUUGGCCGAUGCUGGGGCUAAUUCCCACCAGUCUUUGCAAAUAGUUUCUAAGUACACAGCAGGCAUCUCUCUUCUGGCGCCCCAGACAUUACAGAAUAUCAAAGUUCACAUCGCAAGGUGCAGAAAAGGAAGGCAACCACGUCCUCAACAAGGCAUGCACUGAUACGUAAUAUUCAUAUUUUCUUUUUUUUAUAUAUAUAGAGCUGUAUGUAAAUAGCAUUGGGGUGUCUGUUUCUGCAGCUGGAUUUCCAAAGGGCUUCCCCAGUCCCAUUCUGUGUUUCUACGAUCGCUCCAGGUGCUGUCUUUACUCUCCACUUCCUUCUCGAAGUGCCAACCGUGGCCUUUCAAGCUCUGGGCUCCCCCUCUGGAAAACGGGAACCAGCUUUCUCCAAGGACACAGGGUUUU
This is a messenger RNA of Nomascus leucogenys (northern white-cheeked gibbon), 3252 nucleotides long. RefSeq names its product ring finger protein, transmembrane 2 (gene RNFT2). The transcript has 11 exons. Gene Ontology annotation, biological process: positive regulation of ERAD pathway. NCBI's taxonomy places the organism in Eukaryota, Metazoa, Chordata, Mammalia, Primates, Hylobatidae. The coding region runs from base 684 to 1997 and encodes 437 amino acids. Gene Ontology annotation, molecular function: ubiquitin protein ligase activity. The record is from RefSeq and is a predicted model, not a curated record.